AUGCAGAGGCUUUUGCUACUGCUUCUGCUUCUGCUACCCAUUGUAUGCAAAGUCAAUACAAUGCAGUGCCCUGCAGGUGAUCCGAUCCCAGUUCCACAUGAAUGGUACCAGCCAGGUGACCUCCUGAUUGGUGGGAUUGUUUCUCAGAUCUUUUACCAUUCUUCAGAAAUUAAAUUUAAGGAAGAUCCUUCUCAGGAGCUACUUGAGGUUCCACAUAUAGUGACAAAGUUCUAUCAGCACGCCCUGGCUUUGGUGUUUGUCAUAAAAGAUAUCAAUGAUGAUCAAAAGAUCUUGCCCAAUGCUACACUUGGGUUCCACAUCCAUGACAGCUACUACGAUGCAAGGAUGACCUAUCGUACCACUUUGGACCUGCUCUUCAAAUCACACAGAUUUGUCCCCAACUACAUAUGUGAUACCCAGAAAAACCUCAUAGCCGUCAUUGGGGGACUUACAUCAGGCAUCUCUAUCAAUAUGGCAGACAUCUUAACCCUCUACAAGGUUCCACAGCUUACCUAUGGUUCAUUUGCCGCAGAAGAGAUUCAAGCAUUGCAGAGCUUUUCCUUUUACAGCAUGGUCCCAAAUGAAAGCCAUCAAUAUAUUGGCAUUAUCCGUUUACUUCAGUAUUUCGGAUGGACAUGGGUUGGGCUGUUUGUUGUGGAUGAUAACACGGGAGAACAUUUCUUGAAGACCCUGGAACCACUGUUUUCCAAGCACGGAAUCUGUUCAGCCUUCACAAAAAGAAUCCCAGAGCAGGUUUCCAUGGAAAAUGUAGAUGAAAUACUGAAUAAAAUUGAAAGAAUUUAUGUAUCUCUCACAGAUAAGAAAGCCAGAACACUUAUCUGCUAUGGAGAAUCUUUGACAAUCGCCUGGCUGAGAAUUGUCAAUCUUUUUCAUGAUCAUGGACAUAAGGAAAAUGCUUCAUUUGGAAAGGUAUGGGUUAUGACAUCCCAGAUAGAUUUCACAUCUACUGGCCCUCAGAGAAACUGGGAUUUCCAGCUUUUCCAAGGUGCACUUUCCUUUACAAUUCAGUCAAGAGAGCUUCUGGAUUUUUCAGAAUUUCUCCAGAGCAUCAAGCCUUCCAGGACCCAAGCAGAUGGUUUUCUCAAGGGCUUCUGGGAGCAAGCAUUUGACUGUUUAUUUCCAGAUCCAGAGAUGCCUAUGAUGGAUGAUGACACAUGUACUGGAGAGGAGAGGCUAGAAAGUCUCCCUGUGGGUAUUUUUGAAAUGCACAUGACAGGCCACAGCUACAGUGUCUAUAAUGCUGCCUAUGCUUUGGCUCAUGCUCUUCAUACCUUCUACUCAUCCCAAUCCAAGCACAGACCAAGGGUGGAUGGUAGCAGUAUUGAACUUCAGUCUCUGCAGCCUUGGCAGGUUGACUUAUUUCUGCAAAAUGUUGCAUUUAACAACUCUGCUGGAGUGAUGGUGUCCUUUAAUGAUAAAGGGGAAUUGAGUGGUGGAUAUGACAUUAUGAACCUGGUCACAUUCCACAACAACUCUUUCCAGAGAGUGAAAGUUGGGAGAGUGGACCCCAGUGCAGAAGAAGACUUCACCAUUAAUGAAGAUCUUAUUGUCUGGCAUAAAACAUUUAAUCAGGUGCUUCCACUUUCUGUGUGUAAUGAACACUGCCACACUGGUCAUCAUAAGAAGAAGAAGGAAGAGAAAAAGUUCUGCUGCUAUGAUUGUGCUCCAUGUCCAGAAGGGAAGAUUUCAGACCAGAAAGAUAGAGAAGACUGUUUCCAGUGCCCGGCAGACCAAUAUUCAAACAGAAACAGAGAUGCUUGCAUCCCCCAAAUUAGAAACUUUCUUUCUUAUAAAGAACCUCUGGGGAUCAGUUUAGCUUCAGUUGCUGUUUUUUUGUCCUUCAUCACAGCUGUGGUGCUAGGGAUUUUUAUUAAGCACAAAGACACCCCCAUAGUCAAAGCAAACAAUCGGGACCUCACCUACACUCUCCUCCUCUGCCUCUUGUUCUGCUUCCUCUCUUCUUUGUUAUUCCUUGGCCAACCUUGUAUAGUGACCUGCUUUCUCCGACAACCAAUAUUUGUCAUAAUUUUCUCAUUGGCUGUUUCUUGCAUCCUGGCCAAAACCAUCACUGUGGUUACAGCUUUCAUGGCCACCAGACCAGGGUCCAGCGUGAGGAAGUGGGUGGGGAAAAGACUGGCCAUCUUCAUUGUUUUAACUUGCUCCCUUAUUCAAGCAAGCAUUUGUACUAUGUGGCUGGCAACCUCGGCUCCCUUCCCCGAUUUGGACUUUCAUUCAGUAAGUGGAGAAAUUAUUGUGCAAUGUAAUGAAGGGUCAGUCACCAUGUUCUACUGUGUCUUGGGCUACAUGGGCCUCUUGGCCAUCACCAGCUUUGUUGUAGCAUUCUUAGCCCGCAAGUUACCUGACAGCUUCAAUGAAGCCAAGUUCAUUACAUUCAGCAUGUUAGCAUUUUGUAGUGUUUGGGCCUCUUUUCUUCCUACUUACCUGAACACAAGGGGGAAAGACAUGGUGGCUGUGGAAGUCUUCUGUAUCUUGGCCUCCAGUGCUGGGCUACUGGGCUGCAUCUUUGCACCUAAAUGCUACAUCAUUGUGUUGAGACCUGAGCUGAACAGCAGGGAGCAGCUAAUAAGAAGAAAACAUUAAAGGAUUUGUCCCUUUGGUUACACUGACAUGUGUGUUAGGCAAGCACUUUAGGUACAGAUCAGUUCUCUCCCCCCCCCCCCAUUAUUUCAUUAAUUUAUUUCAUAAAAAUGUAGGAAAUCUCAAAUUGGUGUACACAAUGUUGGCUAAAUCAACCUCUUAUUACCAACAUUCUAGUCAUCAUCCUACUCACAAAGUGGCCAACCAGAUGUCUAUGGGAAGUCCAGAUAUUUGGGGGAGAGAUACAUUCAUAUAACAUUAGUUA
This is a messenger RNA of Podarcis raffonei (Aeolian wall lizard), 2884 nucleotides long. Its product is annotated as vomeronasal type-2 receptor 26-like. Gene Ontology annotation, biological process: G protein-coupled receptor signaling pathway. The transcript has 6 exons. Bases 1 to 2622 code for a protein of 873 amino acids. Gene Ontology annotation, cellular component: membrane. NCBI's taxonomy places the organism in Eukaryota, Metazoa, Chordata, Lepidosauria, Squamata, Lacertidae. The record is from RefSeq and is a predicted model, not a curated record. Gene Ontology annotation, molecular function: G protein-coupled receptor activity.